AUGGUCGACGAGCUCCAAGGCCUGGUGGAGUCGUUAGGCCUGCCAAUUGCGCCUGAGGAGCAAGACGAAGCCCUGGAGGCGGACUUCUUGGAAGAUGACCCUAGCCUUGCCAACGCCGCCGACGUCACGGAGUUCGGCACGGGAUACCGCCCGCUGCACUACGCCGCCUACGGCGGGUUUCUCGGCGUUUGCGAGGCGUUGCACGCCGCGGGGGCGCGGCCCCUGGCCGCCGGCGACAACGGAGUGACCGCCCUGUUCCUCGCCGCGCAGGCGGGCAAGGCCGACGUCGUGCGGUUCUUGCUUGGCCUGGGUGCGGACCCGACCGCACGGGAGCGGGAGAGCGGACUCUGCGCCAUGGACGUGGCGAGCGAGUCUGACCCCGAGGUCUUCCGGCAGAUGCAGGAGAAGGGCGGCUUCGAGGUGCCCCCGGCGCCCGAGGUCCCGCCGACGGUGACCCGGGUAGAGCCAACGUCGCUGCAGGUGGCAUACCUACCGUUCCCCGAGGCUAGCGGCCAACUCCCGGUAACUCGCUACAAGGUCAAGGUCGAGCACCCCGGCGAAAGCUCGAACCAGGCGGCCCAAGCACCAGACAUCGCCGAGGCUGCUAACACCAACAACGUAAACAACACCACUAGCACCAGCAACAUCCCGCUCGACGUAGACGGGGUAGAGGGGGCAGAAAACGCGCGCGCGCCCCCCGCAGCCGACCCAGACGCCGGCGGGGACGACAGCAGCUUCGCGAACCCGACGCUGUCGAAGGUGGUGCUGGUCCCCUCGGCGGGAGAAACAAACUCUGCGAGCGAGGGGGGGAGGCAGAAACGAACGCUCGUGGCAGUCAGAGGCUUGAGGCCGGCAACGCGCUACAGGGUGAAGGUUGCAGCGAUUAACGCCCUCGGAUUCGGACCGUACGGCCCACCGUCAGACGCGGUCGUGUUGCCCGAGAAGAUAGAAGGGGAGGGCGAAGGUGAAGGCAGCGGCACGACCAGAGAGAAUGGGUCUUCGGUGGGAGCGGAAAGGGCCAAGAAGGGCAAGGGGAGGCAGGUGCUCGCGAGGGAGAAGCGGCGGAGCAUGGCGGCGCAGGCCGUGCGUCUUCAGGAGCAGCAGCUGCUGGAGGCGAAGGAGAGACAACAGCAGCGCCGACGAGCACAAAGUCAAGGGCAGCCGCAGGGGAGCAGCACGGCCAAGGUCUCCGGCCGGCAACGGCUUGCUGCCACGGUGGGAGGUGACUACUGCGGUCGCCACAACGGCGGCGUAGGCGCCGGGGGCGAUGGCCGCGAACCCCUCCUCACGGAAAGUUCCGAUGUCCCCCACCAUCACCGCUCCCGCUCCCAGCCAAAGCACGGCGGCGCGGGACUCGCCGCGCGAGCGGCGAAAACGACGCCUACGCCGGCGCAACGAGCGGCGGAACCACCACCACCAACGGCGACAGCAGCAGCAACGGCGGUGCCGGCUGUCAAAGCCGGCCACCGAGGAUCGGCGGCCGGCGGGCUUCGCCGGCAAGCUGACGAGAGGUCCCGACGAGGACGGGGGGAAAGACCCGUCACAACAACAACAACAACUGGAGCUGCUGCUGCUGCUGCCAAGCAACGGGAUCGAGAUGACGGCAACGACGGCCCCCCGGGACGCAGAAGGCUGAUCGCCACGGCGCCCCCCCUUGUGGCGGAAACGACGGAGCCCCCCCGGUACCUGGCGGCGACCUCUGCGGGCAGGAUGUCCGCCCGGGCCUACCGCCAGCGGACCGGCGGCGGCGGCGGGGGCGGCGACGGUACCGCCGAGGAGAGGCAUCGGGGGUGUAUCACGGGCAGCAACGCCAGAGAGAAUCGGCCGUUGCGAGGAUCGCCGUCUCCUCGUGUCGAUGACAAGAAGGUGUCCGGUGGGUCAAGUUCGAAGAGGUUCGGCGGCGGCGCCGGCAGCGGCGCCGGUGAGGGGGCGGGAUCGGGGCGGGGGGCGGCGGGGCGGCGACAGCGGCGGCAGCCGGCGGCGGGAGGAGGAGGCCGGGGCGGGUGUUCGUCGUCGGACGUGUCGAUAUCUUCGUGCGGUGACAUGACUAUCUCAAGCGAGGAGCAGGAGGACGAAGAGAUGGCGUACACCGGCUAA
This is a messenger RNA of Ectocarpus siliculosus, 2097 nucleotides long. The record is from the annotation of a GenBank genome assembly. Lineage: Eukaryota; Phaeophyceae; Ectocarpales; Ectocarpaceae.